GAAAACUUAGGCACCAGUUCAUUCUUCCCUGUGAUCCCCUGUCCCACCCGCCCCCACCCCCAAGUGAAGAGCCUAAAAUCCCGGCAAAUAUGGGCUGUCUGUGUCGAUUACCACAGGUGAAGAGGCCCCAGAGACAUUUUCUUACUGUAGGGCAUGUGUGUAUAUGUGUGUGUGUGUGGGUGGGGUGGGGGUGCUCUUUAAUUCUGUUGCUCGCUUGAGGAAGGAAGAGAAUCUGAACUUGACUUCCGUUCUCAGCCCGGAGUUUUAAAAAAAUAAUCGUUUAUUUAAUUCUGCUUCACCUUUUUGGAAGAAAGCCUAAAUAAUCUUAGGUAGUGCCUGAAUGCACCUUUUGGGGAGCACUUCAGGAAUAGUGAAGAUGUGACAGUAUUGCUGAUGUCACUACAAAAGUCGAGGUUUUUGUUGGAGGGUGCAAGCACUUUACUUACUUGGACAGUUCCUUUGAAUUCCUUUGGUCAGCCAGUUUUUCAAGGAAGGGAAUGUAGGUAGCUUAUAAUGGAAGGAGAUUAAGAUCUUUAUUUCUGGCUUUUUACUUGUAGCUUUCAGCUUUUGAAUCCAUUCAUUUCGUAGAUGGUCACCUUUUUAAACAGAGCACCUGCCGUUAGAAGAGCUCCAUAAUGAAGUGUUGCCUGUUAGAAACAGAACGGCAGGCCCCAUUGGUUCUGUCUCUGCAAUAUGGAAAUAGGAAGAUUUCCAAAUUUAUCGCAUAUGUGAAUUUUUGAUACUACAACAUUUGGCCAGACUGUCUUCUCUAUGUUCUUUUGUUUUCCUAGCUCUAAACUUCAUUUUGGUUUUGAUGUGACAGAGGGGAAGGAAGACAGACUCCUGGCUCAACCAUUUAGAACUUUGUCAUCUUGGAAAGAAGCCCCUUGUGCCACGCCCCUGAUCUGCAGCUUCGGGAGGCCGGUGGACCUGGAGAAGGACGACUACCAGAAGGUGCUGUGCAACAACGAGCACUGCCCCUACAGCACCUGGAUGCACCUGCAGUGCUUCUACGAGUGGGAGAGCAGCAUCCUGGUCCAGUUCAACUGCAUCGGCCGGGCUCGCAGCUGGAACGAGAAGCAGUGCCGCCAGAACAUGUGGACCAAGAAAGGCUACGACCUGGCCUUCCGCUUCUGCUCCUGCCGUUGUGGACAGGGCCACUUAAAGAAGGACACAGACUGGUACCAGGUGAAGCGGAUGCAGGAUGAGAAGAAGAAGAAGUCAGGGUCAGAGAAGAACACAGGGAGACCCCCUGGCGAGGCGGUGGAGGAAGCAAAGAAGUGCAGGCCCCCCAACAAGCCCCAGAAAGGCCUGAACCAUGACCUCCCCCGCCGGCAUUCCAUGGACCGCCAGAACUCCCAGGAGAAGGCCGUUGGCACUGGGGCCUACGGGGGCCGCUCCCCUUGUGGUUCCCCUGGCCAGUCCCCGCCAACUGGCUACUCCAUCCUCUCCCCUGCCCACUUCAGCGGCCCCCGCUCCUCCAGAUACCUUGGGGAAUUCUUAAAGAACGCCAUCCAUCUUGAGCCCCACAAAAAGGCCAUGGCUGGGGGCCACGUGUUCCGAAACGCCCACUUUGAUUACAGUUCGGCUGGUUUAUCCAUUCACCGGGGCAGCCACUUUGACACGCCCGUACAGUUCCUGCGGCGGCUGGACCUCUCGGAGCUCCUCACUCACAUCCCCAGGCAUAAGUUGAACACUUUCCACGUGCGGAUGGAAGACGAUGCCCAGAUGGGCCAGGGCGAGGAUCUGCGCAAGUUCAUUCUUGCGGCCCUCAGUGCCAGCCACAGAAAUGUUGUAAACUGUGCCCUGUGCCACCGGGCGCUCCCCGUGUUCGAACAGUUCCCACUGGUGGAUGGGACUCUGUUCUUAAGCCCAUCGAGACACGAUGAGAUCGAAUACGAUGUUCCUUGUCACCUUCAAGGGAGGCUCAUGCACCUGUAUGCUGUGUGCGUGGACUGCCUGGAAGGGGUUCACAAGAUCAUCUGCAUCAAGUGUAAGUCUCGAUGGGACGGCAGCUGGCACCAGCUGGGCACCAUGUACACCUACGACAUCCUGGCCGCCUCUCCAUGCUGUCAGGCGCGGCUGAACUGCAAGCACUGCGGGAAGCCCGUGAUCGACGUGCGGAUCGGGAUGCAGUACUUCUCCGAGUACAGCAACGUCCAGCAGUGUCCACACUGUGGGAACCUGGACUACCAUUUUGUGAAGCCAUUUUCCUCCUUUAAAGUUCUCGAAGCUUAUUGAUGAAAGCUUUGCUUUGGUAAUAGCUAUUUUGUUGAUAUUACUUUAUUACAUAUCUUUUCUAGGCAAACGUUCUGUGACGUUAACUUCUUUUCUAAUGUAAAGGAGGGCUCCUUUGUGUGUGUGCGCGCCCCACUAAAAUGGGGGUGCCCUUGCUCUCUCCUGACUCGGGAGGGUUUGUCUGUGGUCGUGACCAGAGCCCAGGGAGGGGUCCUCUGAGUUCCGGGUAUUGAUUCACCACCACAGAGAGUCUCUCAUGCAGCUCUCAAGGUGAGGAGGAGGGGCGGGUGAAUUUAGGAAAGGGAUUAUGUGGUUGUAAACUAAGAGCCUCGUGGGAGCUGGGAGCACACUCAUUACAAGGUAACUGUUUUAAAGACCUGCGUUUAGACCUUCUCUGGGCCUUGGGAAGAUGUGGCAUGUGAGAGUGAGUGUGUGCCCUGGAGUCAGUCCACCUUGGCUCUGUCUCUGCAGCGCACCUUGACGUGCGGUGCACACUUAUCAACGGAGUGUUUGGAGGUGAAUGCGAGUGCUUUUCCAUCGCUGUUGUGAUUUAAUAGUUUUCAUACUGAAAAUGAUGUCUAAAUUAUGAGACAUAUGAAAGCUACUGGUAUUGCAAGUAUUUUUAGGUAAGCUGACCUAAAACAGAGAAUAUACUAAAUGAGUUGGGGAAUGAUGCACGCCAAUUCAAGAGGGCAAAAGGCAGGAACUGUGGUGUGAAUUUGGUCCCAUUAGCCCCUAAGGAGAAUCCAUGAAUAACAUGGUUUGGGUGGCCCCGAUUCCGACAGGUUGCACUGUCGAAGUGCCAUUCACGUCAGACCCUUGUUACAGGUAAAUCUCACGGCCAGCUCUCACUGGGGAGUUUGAGAACCACCAUGGCCACACUUAACGUCCCCAAAUUUCAUAAGCUACCUUGUACCUGCUUAAUGCUGAGUUUCCAAAAUCAAAGAUUUGACCGUAGGAAGGAAAGGAAAAAAAUUACUUGUGAGAGUAUGAGGAAAAUAAUUUUAAUAUUUGUUUUAAGUGUAUUUCAUUUUGGAAAAUCACUGAUGUUAAAAUAGAUCAUUCAGAAGGUCUCUGUGAUACCUUACCAUUGGGGAGAAAAGAUCAUAAUUUAUACUUAACUCCUCAGAGCUUGGGCUUUCCAGAGUACAGUUUCUGUUCAUUAGCUCUGAGUGAUUUAAAUAGACAUACAUUCUACACCCUUAUAGAAUUGAAAUUGGAGUAUCAGUGCUCAAAAAGGAAUUUGAUAAUUUUAAAGAUGAUAUACAUACAUGCUAAAUGAAUGCUUAAAAUAAUCAUUAUUUUAUGGGAAGCCAGCUAUGGAGUUAUGUGAACAUUUAUGUUACUUACUUGGUUUAUACCAUUUUCCCCCCUCAGAAAAAUAGUUACUUUUCCUCCCAGAAGUGUUUAGGCAUUAAUGCAAGUUGAGCUUCAGUUCUACAUGAAAUAUUUGAUGUUUUGUUUGAAACAACACAGCCUUAAAAAGAACCAAUAUAGUAAUAUUCUUCAUCUUUCAGUUUGGCAUCUAGUUCGGUGUUUGAUCUGAAAAAUAUUUCACAGUAGGGGAAAUGCUCAAUGCCAGUAAGAAGCAGAGAACUGUUACUGGUCUGAUAGUACUUGAUGCAGCCGGGAGAGGUCUGUGGGCCGUGACCCUUGCACAAUUGUCUUUAAUAUGCAAGCUGUAAUUGUGAGUUCACUGUUUCCCUGUGGAUUCUCUGAUGUACUCAGUACGAAAGCUUUUCUUGUCUUCCGAGCACCAUUUGCAUUUUUCUUCUGAAUUUAAAAUGAAUAGUAAACUGUUUGUAAUGCUGUUCUUUUAACCCACCUACAUUUCUGUAGAGAAACCUGCUUGUAUUGUUGUUCUCAGGCUUCAAGUUUGUGUAUAGAUCGCACUCAGCAGGCUCCUCAUUCUAAAGUGGCUGUGAGUGUAGUGUCCGAUGCGUUCAUUAGUUUUCUCCUUUCAUUGUUUCCAAGUCCCUAAAAAAUAAGUAAGAUGAGGUUUCACUGUAAUUAGGUAAAAUUCGCUUUUGGCCUUUAUUUUGGUGAUAAGGUUAGGGUUCUGUUGAUGCUGCAUUAUGUGAAAGGAGAGGCAGAGGUAUCGUACCUAAGAAUAUCUUUGCCUGGAAGGCAAAGCAUUCUUUUAUGGAAUAUUUGGUUGAUUUGAGAAUAAAAUAUAAUUGAUUAUGCUAUAAUAUAAAGAAUAAAACUUGUUUCGGAAAUCUGCUGACUUUAAUAUUUUCCCCAUGCUUCCUCAAAGUACUUUGCUCUGCGUACCUUGAUGGAAAUUGGAAUAUGUCAAAAAAAGAUGAUUAUUUUUCUUGUGGUUUGAAUAUUAAGAGAUAUCAGUCACCUAAGAGAUCCAUUUUCUGGUUUUCUGAUGAAUAGUGUUCAAUAAUAUGAACUACUCAUAAGUGACUUAAAAUAUCAAAGCUAUUUUCUAUCUAUUCUUAUUUUAUCAUUUAUUUUUAAGAGUUAUAUACCUUGAACAAAUAAAAUCAUCUGCAUUGGUUUAGUGAGAAGACGCUUUCUGAUGGUCUCACCAACUUUCUUCAGGCCAACUCAGUUCUCCAUUGUCUUGUGGCGUCUGCCGCAGUUAAGGUCCUGGGUUUAUACCUUAGCAGAUGGACAUUGGCCACGGAGUUGGGAGUUGGGGCCAGUUGUCCCAUUCUACGUAAGAAGGAGCUUUCCUCAGUCUUGAUUUUGUAGUUUUUGUAAAAGAAGUUCAUUUUCAGAAUAAAAAGUAUUUUCCUAUCUGGGGCAAAUUAAUUCAUCAGAAAAGAAUAUUUUUAGGUGUUUAAAUCCUAAAACUAACAGACCACCAGAACUAACCUGCCGAAAUCUUUCACUUUGUCCUAUAAGACCAGUGCUUAACAUACAGACUGCUCUCCUGCGCCGGGGUCAGUGGCUGCCCUUCGCUCUCCCCUUAGUCUCACGGUGGCAGCUGUCCAGGAAUUUCAGCUGGAGGCUCGGGGGGCAGUGCCGGGAAAGGGCUCUUGUUCAGUGUUUCGGUUCCUCUGACUGGAUGCUGCCUAACCAGCUCGUCUCCGUGUCCUGUUGACUUUAGUAUUAUUCCAGGUCAUUGAAAGAAAACAUAAUAGAUGGGCAUUUUUAAAACCAGCUCAAACUAUGUCUUUGUCAGUAAAGAUUUCUUGUCAAGAUAUCUUGGAUUGCACUUUUGUGGAGAGAAGACAGUGUAAAUAGUUAAGGAAUGUUGAUAAAAUUGACACAUUUGGUUAUGGAAUUGUGUGUGAUGUUAGAAGGUUUCUGUUUGUGAACUGUAUGUAAUAAAAAUAAUAAAAUUUCAAAAACUAGCCUUGUACUUUCUCUUCAGUGUGGCAUUUUAUUUUAUGAACUUGGAGUUGUUGACAGGAAUCGUACUGGAGAAGACUCUGAGGUUUUGUUCACUAUUCAGGUAACCAUUUCAAAGUCGCUACUUCAGUUAAUAAAAACGAUGAACUU
Molecule: messenger RNA, 5697 nt
Organism: Phyllostomus discolor (pale spear-nosed bat)
Lineage: Eukaryota; Metazoa; Chordata; Mammalia; Chiroptera; Phyllostomidae
Gene: HECA
Product: hdc homolog, cell cycle regulator
Exons: 4
Coding region: 772-2241 (489 amino acids)
Source: RefSeq, a predicted model, not a curated record